This is a messenger RNA of Anolis sagrei ordinatus, 4868 nucleotides long. RefSeq names its product NEDD4 like E3 ubiquitin protein ligase (gene NEDD4L). Lineage: Eukaryota; Metazoa; Chordata; Lepidosauria; Squamata; Anolidae. Gene Ontology annotation, cellular component: cytoplasm. The record is from RefSeq and is a predicted model, not a curated record. Gene Ontology annotation, biological process: protein polyubiquitination; regulation of dendrite morphogenesis; negative regulation of potassium ion transmembrane transport. Gene Ontology annotation, molecular function: sodium channel inhibitor activity; ubiquitin protein ligase activity; protein binding.
UGCUGCUGGCCACUUGGGCUAUUUCUGCUGCCUGUCUCUAUCGGUGCAGUAGUGCUAACAGUUUGGCAGAUGGGACACUUUUUCUUGGAGUUUAUGUCUUUAGUUCUUAAUUUCUGGCAGUGCCUGGACUCGUCGCUGUCUCCCCCUCCCCUCUCCUUUCUCCUGAAACCAUGGCCCAUCGGCUGCGGUUUCAUUUUGGCUCCGGACGAAGCAACACCGCUCCUGAGUCGGGGAUCCUUGACCGUGAGAGAGAAGAGGAUGACUUUUUCAUGGCAUGCCACACUUUGCCCAGAAGGAAUGGGCCUCAUACUUUCUCAAGGCGAAGGGCCGAGUGUGGAGAUAACCACAGGGAUUUGCGGGAAGCCGGUUCCUUGAAGAGGAGCACCUCUAUGUUUAUUCCUCAGCUUCUCAACAGCAUAGAUGCACGGCCCACCAGGAGCUCUUCCGUGCAGAUUUCGCUCCAGCGCAAGGCUGUCAAUGGGCAUGCUGAUGAAUGCGAGGGCACGGAAUCCCCCCCAGAAGACAUGGGGGAUUUUUCAGAUUUAGGGGAGCAUUGUGCAUCUCUUGAUGGAAGCCAUUCUUCUUCGAACAGUCAGCAGGUCACCCCAGACAACUCUCCACCCAGGCAAGCGGAGAACCCAGAGUAUGAGAUUAACGGAGAGCCAUCUAAUCACAGGAUAUUUUGUACCAUCCCUUCCAAUAACUGGACUGACAAUGGUGCAGCCACUGGCCAGGACCACGAAGGAAGCAAAACCGGAUUAGGCUUAAACAUUGGCAGGGUAAGGAUUCAGCAUCGGGCUUCGAGCGUGGACGUGCCUCAUGUUACGCUAAUGCCCUUUGACUCAGAGGCGCCAAACAAUGCUUCGGCCUCAGAACCCAGGCGCUGGUCUUUGCAACAUUUGCCAGAAGGCUCUACCAAUUCAGGAAAGAAAUUCUUUGUUUUCCAAUUGCAGCAGCCCCAGGCAAAUAGCACAGGGACAGACUACAAUUUUGGUUUUACGGGAACGAAAGGGGAUCGGUUGGUUAGGUAUCCACGAAUACGUCUGGAGAGGAGUACCUCAUAUCCAGUUCACCCACAGCCAGAAUGCAUUAGCCCCAUGGAGGGUGAAAGUGUGAAUUCAACACUUCAUGGAAAUAUCAGGAAUGGCACUGAAAAAUCCAGAGGCAAUCCAGUGGAGCGGGUUUCUCCAGGGCAAGGAUGCAUGUUUAAAAUCCACCCAGAUCAAAACUCAAGGCAACAGCAUUUCAGAAUUCUUGUAACUCGUGGGAUUAAUGAGAAAGGUCAAAGUUCUGGAUCAGAGAAUUCAGCUGGUUCUGCUCCUGUUGCAACCAAUUCAUCAACCAGAGACGAUUUCCUGGGUCAAGUGGACGUGCCGCUUAACCACCUUCCGACUGAAGAUCCAACCAUGGAAAGACCAUAUACGUUUAAAGAUUUUCUUCUCAGGCCAAGAAGUCACAAAUCUCGAGUAAAGGGAUUUCUGAGGCUGAAGAUGGCAUACAUGCCAAAGAAUGGUGGCCAAGAAGAUGACAAUGAUCAAAGAGAAGACUCUGAGCAUGGCUGGGAAGUGGUUGACUCCAAUGAUGCCCCUGCUCAGCGCCAAGAGGAAUUGCCCCCGCCUCCUUUGCCCCCAGGUUGGGAAGAAAAGGUGGACAACCUCGGGCGUACCUACUACGUCAACCACAACAACAGGACAACCCAGUGGCACCGACCAAGUUUAAUGGAUGUGUCAUCUGAAUCAGACAACAACAUCAGACAGAUAAAUCAAGAGGCGGCCCACCGAAGGUUUCGAUCCAGGAGACACAUUAGUGAGGAUUUGGAUCCAGAGCCUUUGGAAAGUGGAGACGUACCUGAACCUUGGGAAACCAUUUCAGAAGAAAAUGCAAACAGUGAUUCCUUAAGCCUGUCCUUGCCACCUCCACCUGCUUCGCCCGUCUCUCGGACCACUCCUCAGGAGCUGUCUGAUGAACUGAACCGAAGACUUCAGAUCACUCCUGAUUCCAAUGGGGAACAACUCUCUUCUAUGAUUCAAAGAGAUCCUUCUGCAAGGUUAAGGUCUUGCAGCGUAACUGAUGCAGUUGCUGAGCAGUCCCAUUUAACACUGCAGACUGGACCACCUAGGAGAGUUCGUUCCUCAACUGUCACUGGUGGCGAGGAGUCAACGCCAUCAGUGGCCUAUGUACAUACUACACCGGGCUUACCUUCGGGCUGGGAAGAGAGGAAAGAUGCUAAGGGACGUACUUAUUAUGUCAAUCAUAACAACCGAACCACAACUUGGACCCGGCCUAUUAUGCAGCUUGCAGAAGAUGGUGCAACCGGGUCAACCUCAAACAGUAACAACCACCUAACCGAGCCUCAGAUAAGACGGCCUCGUAGCCUCAGUACUCCCACAGUAACAUUAUCUGCACCACUUGAGGGACUUCUGAAGGAGUCUCCGGUGCGAAGAGCUGUGAAGGACACUCUUUCUAAUCCACAGUCUCCACAGCCUUCUCCCUAUAAUUCUCCAAAACCACAGCAUAAAUUGACACAAAGCUUCUUGCCUCCUGGAUGGGAGAUGCGAAUAGCUCCUAACGGCAGGCCUUUCUUCAUUGACCAUAACACGAAGACCACAACAUGGGAAGAUCCUCGGCUCAAAUUCCCAGUCCACCUGCGGCCAAAACCUGCUUUAAACCCCAACGACUUGGGUCCUCUCCCUCCUGGUUGGGAGGAAAGGAUACAUUUGGAUGGAAGAACGUUUUAUAUAGAUCAUAGAAGCCAGGUGUUGAUAUGUGGCGACAUUCAUACCCGAGACUUAGUGCCCAAUUACGAUAAUAAAAUUACCCAGUGGGAAGAUCCCAGAUUGCAAAAUCCUGCUAUUACUGGUCCAGCUGUUCCAUAUUCCAGAGAAUUCAAACAGAAAUAUGACUACUUCAGGAAGAAAUUAAAGAAACCAGCUGAUAUACCAAACAGAUUUGAGAUGAAACUUCACAGAAAUAAUAUUUUCGAAGAAUCGUAUAGAAGAAUCAUGUCAGUGAAGAGACCGGAUGUAUUAAAAGCCAGGCUGUGGAUAGAGUUUGAAUCCGAAAAGGGCCUUGACUACGGAGGUGUCGCCAGGGAAUGGUUCUUCUUGUUGUCCAAAGAAAUGUUCAACCCUUAUUAUGGCCUCUUCGAGUAUUCAGCAACGGACAACUACACUCUGCAGAUCAAUCCAAAUUCGGGCCUUUGUAAUGAAGACCAUUUAUCUUACUUCACCUUCAUUGGGCGAGUUGCUGGGCUGGCAGUGUACCAUGGAAAGCUUUUAGAUGGUUUCUUCAUUAGACCUUUUUACAAGAUGAUGCUGGGGAAACCAAUAACUCUGAAAGAUAUGGAGUCGGUGGACAGUGAAUAUUACAACUCCUUGAAAUGGAUCCUGGAGAAUGACCCUACAGAGCUGGAUCUCAUGUUUUGUAUAGAUGAAGAAAACUUUGGACAGACAUAUCAAGUUGACUUGAAACCAAAUGGAUCUGAAAUCACAGUCACAAAUGAAAACAAAAGAGAAUAUAUUGAUUUAGUCAUCCAGUGGCGGUUUGUCAACAGAGUUCAAAAGCAAAUGAAUGCAUUUCUGGAGGGUUUCACAGAACUCCUGCCUACCGACUUAAUUAAAAUCUUUGAUGAAAAUGAGCUGGAGUUGCUAAUGUGUGGUCUUGGUGAUGUUGAUGUCAAUGACUGGAGACAACAUACCAUCUACAAGAAUGGAUACUGUCCAAACCAUCCUGUCAUUCAGUGGUACUGGAAGGCUGUGCUACUGAUGGAUGCUGAGAAACGUAUCCGACUACUGCAGUUUGUAACUGGGACAUCACGAGUGCCUAUGAAUGGAUUUGCUGAACUUUAUGGUUCAAAUGGUCCUCAGCUGUUUACAAUAGAGCAAUGGGGAAGUCCUGAAAAAUUACCCAGAGCUCACACAUGCUUUAAUCGCCUUGACUUACCUCCAUAUGAAUCUUUUGAAGAAUUGCGAGAGAAGCUCCUUAUGGCUGUGGAAAAUGCUCAAGGAUUUGAAGGAGUGGAUUAAGAGGGCGCCUGUUUCUGAUCUUCACCAUUCUUCCUCUUAUGAUGAAAAAAAAAUAACGAUUCUGUUCACGGAGCAAGUUCUGCGUGCGCUUUUUGAUUUGCCCGACAGACAUUUGCAAGAGGCAGUGGCAGAACGGUUGCACAGUGGUUGGUUCAUGGAGCAAACUCUUGUACAGUGCAGAUGUCAAAAUCCAGCAAUUGGAAGUAACUCUCUUUCUCUCCCACAUCUGUGGAUGGUGUUUCUGGAAACAUCUACAGCAAAUUACCAACAGGUUGAUGUGUACCUUGACUACAUUUCAGCAGGACUUGUUCUAUUUAUGUUGUGCCUCUGUAGGCAAAAGCCCUUAAUAAAUGUUUUACAUACUUUCUAAUGACAAUGAAUGGAAUUAAUCAUUUUACAGGUAUAGUAUUACAGCUCAUGUUUACUUUUUAAAAAAUGAUUUAGACAUUUUCAAAUUUUAAUUCACUACGAUUAAAAAAAAUCAUAUACUGGAAAAUAGAGGGCUUUUGUUUUCCUCUCAAUUUGUCUAGAUUAGAUGCCGGUGGCAUUUUAUGAUCAAAAGUCCCACUUUUCUGUUGUUUUUAGCCUUAGGCUGUCAGUCUUUUGGAUUCCUUGGAACCCUUUUUGUAUGAAAUUUUCUGCAGAUUGGACAUAUUAUCAGAAAAUACCUAAUGCCUUUUAAUCAUGUGCAUCAAGCUUUGACAGAAAAGAAAAACAGACCGGAAACAGAACUGGCGAUUUGGAUGUACAGUAAUUUAUGGAUCAGCAGGAGGAUCAUAAUAUAAAACUGCAUGCCAAAUCUCUCACUCAAUAAAGAAAAUGCCUCACUAUUCCAUAACAAUA